Messenger RNA from Anoplopoma fimbria (sablefish), 1497 nucleotides. It is a transcript of the gene bspry, whose product is annotated as B-box and SPRY domain containing. Gene Ontology annotation, molecular function: zinc ion binding; protein binding. The coding region runs from base 1 to 1410 and encodes 469 amino acids. The record is from RefSeq and is a predicted model, not a curated record. NCBI's taxonomy places the organism in Eukaryota, Metazoa, Chordata, Actinopteri, Perciformes, Anoplopomatidae. The transcript is spliced from 6 exons.
AUGACCGAGGAGAUCAUAACUUGCGACUUAAUAUGCCCGUCUUCACCUGAGGAGACUUCAGGUGGCUUUAAAACUGAAAAAAAGAUGGAUUUAGAGCAGCCUAUUUUCUCCGCGUUGAGCGGCGGAGCGAAGCAGCAGCAGCAGGUGGAGGAGGUGGAGGUGGAGGAGGUGGAGGAGGAGGACACCGCGCUGGCGACCUCACCGGCUGGGACCACCGCCGACUCCGAGUCCGGGAUCUUCUCUGGUGAAUAUGAGUCGUGUGUGGAGCACGAGUCCGAGCUGGACUGGUUCUGUGGCACCGAGCAGAAACUCAUCUGCUCUCACUGCGCCAUCGUGGGCCCCUGCCACGGACACACUGUGACCCCUCUGGCCACCAGAGUCACCGCAGUCAGGAACCAACUGGUGGAUGUGUGUGAGAAAAUGCAGCUGCAGGCACUGAGGAUUGAGAGGUUUAUCGACCAGACGCUGACAGCCAAAGAGCAAAAACUUCAGGUAUCGGCAAGCAGGGCGAGGGAGCAGGUCUUGGCUCAGGUCAGCGCAGCUCGUGAAGCCCUGGAGGAGGAGGAGCAGCGUCUCUUGGAGGAGGUGCAGAGAGAGGAGGAGCGGGUGGAGCAGUGUCUCCUCACCCAGAGAGCCCACUGGAUCCAGGCUCUGGCGAGACUGACGCAAACACGCUCCGGCCUGGUGCAAACGCUGACCCACACUCCAGACGCACAGCUGGUGACGAGUGUCCAGGAGAUAGCUGAAAGGGUGGAGGAGGCUGACGGUGUAGGGGAGCCAUGUGACACAGACCAGCUCAACCUGAACCCAGACUGCAGUGAAAGCAAGCUGCUGAGAGGCCUGUGGGCCACUGCAGUGCUGCUGGGGCCAAACGCUUAUGGAUCCUCUAAUUUAAUGUUUGAUGAGCGCACAUUAAGCCCUCUCCUGUCCCUCUCUGGCGACUCAUACACUUUGACCUUCCUUUACAAAAAAACUCGCCAAUCGCCGCCCUACGACCCAGCACGCUUUGACUGUUGGCCAAACGCACUGGGUUCACUGUCCAUGUCCUCUGGCAGCCACAGCUGGGUGGUGGAUGUGGGCCAGAGUGGUGCCUUCAAGGUCGGGGUCUGCUACACCUCUCUGGAGCGCAAAGGCUCCGGGAAUGAGGCCCGACUUGGCCACAACAGCCAGUCUUGGGUGCUGUCUCACUACGACGGGGACUACUCCUUCUGCCACGCUGGGAGGAAGGAGCCCCUGCAGGUGGCGAGGAAACCCCAGAGGAUCGGCCUGCUGCUCGACUGGCCGAGUCAGACGCUGUUGUUUUACGAGGCGGACUCCAGCAGCGUGCUGCACGCCGUCACGCAUCACUUCACUGCCCCGCUGGUGCCGGCGUUUGCCGUGACGGACCGCAGUAUCACCAUACUGCAUUGACGCAAAGCACACUCUGCCAAAAACACUUAACGACCUUAAACAUGUGAAGAAAUGCUUUUCUCUUAUGUAAAUAUGUUCAGCAGCUAA